AUUCUGGAUGACAUUUUUGAUCAAGUAGAAACGUAAGCAUGUAAAACGCUAGAUAACACAAUAUCCACGUGUCACGUAUCUUUUUCGCCGGAAAAUCCUCCGGCUUUAAUGGCUCCAGUAUCUCUCAUUAUAACCGCCACGAAGCUCGCCGGAGUUCUAGCAUCCAUCACCGUCGCCGCUAACGCCUUCUCCUUCUCCCGUUACCGGAAAAGAAAUCUCGCUCCGUUUGACUCUCCGAUCGACGAAACUUCCGAUACUCUCGCUAUCUUUAACGUCAAUUGCUCCGAUUCCGAUGACGAAGAGGAGGAAGAUUUCUUUUUCGGAUUGGCAACAGCACCAGCACAUGUUGAAGACAGGCUCAAUGACGCUUGGCUUCAGUUUGCACAAGACGAUUCUGUCAAUACACAAGAUUCUACCGCAGAGGGUAAAACAACCGAUGCAAUCAUGGGUUCUGCAGCUGGUGAUGGUGGAUCCCAGCAAGCUCCCACACCAUUAAAGAAAAAGAAGCCUCUUAGGGUAGCAAUGGAAGCCAAAAUUAGAGGGCUUGUGAAAUAUAUUGAAGAGGAAAUAUCCACACCUAGUGAAGAAGAACCGCAUAAUGUAGCUGCAUGGCACAACGUUCCAAACCCGGAGGAAAGAUUAAGGUUUUGGUCUGAUCCUGAUACGGAAUUAAAGUUGGCUAGAGAUACUGGUGUUAAGGUCUUCAGAAUGGGCGUAGAUUGGACCAGAAUUAUGCCGAAGGAACCGGUCAAUGGUCUUAAAGAAUCAAUUAAUUAUGCAGCACUGGAGCGGUAUAGAUGGAUCAUCAGUAGAGUUCAAUAUUAUAAUAUGAAGGUUAUGCUAACUUUGUUCCAUCACUCACUACCUCCAUGGGCCGGAGAUUAUGGGGGAUGGAAGUUAGAGAAAACCGUAAACUAUUUUAUGGACUUUACUAGGGUGGUUGUUGACAAUUUUUUUGAGCUCGUGGACUAUUGGGUCACGUUUAACGAGCCUCAUGUUUUCUGUAUGUUGACUUACUGUGCUGGUUCUUGGCCUGGCGGUCAUCCUGACAUGUUGGAGGCUGCUACUUCUGCUCUACCGACUGGCGUUUUUAAUCAGUCUAUGCAUUGGAUUGCUGUUGCUCAUUGUCAGGCGUAUGAUUACAUCCAUGAACAAAGUGUAUUGUUAAACCCGAUAGUGGGAGUUGCCCACCAUGUUUCUUUCAUGCGCCCGUAUGGCCUCUUUGAUAUUGCUGCGGUUUCACUGGGUAACUCUUUGAGUCUUUUUCCUUUUAUGGAUGAUAUAUCUCAUAAAGUGGACUUCAUCGGAAUAAAUUACUAUGGUCAGGAAGUAGUCUGCGGUGCUGGACUAAAAUUAGUUGAGAAUGACGAAUACAGUGAAUCGGGACGUGGAGUAUAUCCAGAUGGCUUGUUUCGAGCUUUGUUGCACUAUCAUGAAAGAUACAAACACCUUAAAAUUCCUUUUAUUAUCACUGAAAAUGGUGUCUCUGAUGAGACAGAUUUGAUAAGGAAACCGUACAUAUUAGAACAUCUACUUGCAAUUUAUGGAGCCAUGAUGAUGGGUGUUCGAGUGCUCGGGUACUUUUUUUGGACCAUUUCCGACAACUGGGAGUGGGCAGAUGGAUAUGGCCCCAAGUUUGGGCUUGUGGCAGUCGAUCGUUUCAAUGAUCUUGCACGGGUCCCACGUCCAUCAUACCAUCUGUUCUCAAAGGUAGUUACUUCUGGUAAAGUUACACGGGAAGACAGAAACAAAGCGUGGAAUGAACUUCAGAAAGCCGCACGAGAGAAGAAAACAAGACCUUUUUACCGUGCAACAAACAAACACGGGUUAAUGUAUGCAGGAGGCCUUGAUGAACCAAUUUGGCGAGCAUAUGUCGAACGGGAUUGGCGGUUUGGACAUUACGAGAUGGACGGACUACAAGACCCGAUUAGCCGAUUUUCAAGAUUUAUCACCCGACUUCUUCCCUUCAGGAGGAAGAAAGGUGAAGAAGACCUGGAGGAGUACAGUGAACCAUUGGUGCAGACAGUUUAUGCAAACUGAAAAUAUAGACUUUGAAUAUAUGACCUCGAUUUAUCUAAACUAAAUAUAUAUUAUUGUUUUGGUCAAAAAUCAAGCUAAGGAUAAUGUAAUCAAAUCUGAUUUUAUGAGGUAGUGUGCUUGAAUGAUAAACAGGUGUAUGAUCAAAUAUGAAAUGUAGAGAAUGAUGAAACACGAUGAUGUGUACGAGGAAAAAGCCCUUGAUCUUUUAUGGAUCUCCGGCACAAAAAACCUCGGAUAGUGAAAACUGAGUUCUAAAUUACAACUUCGGAUGA
This is a messenger RNA of Helianthus annuus (common sunflower), 2312 nucleotides long. Its product is annotated as beta-glucosidase-like SFR2, chloroplastic. Bases 109 to 2040 code for a protein of 643 amino acids. Gene Ontology annotation, molecular function: beta-glucosidase activity. NCBI's taxonomy places the organism in Eukaryota, Viridiplantae, Streptophyta, Magnoliopsida, Asterales, Asteraceae. The record is from RefSeq and is a predicted model, not a curated record. Gene Ontology annotation, biological process: carbohydrate metabolic process. The transcript has 10 exons.